Paramecium sonneborni is the source of this 1554-nucleotide messenger RNA. Lineage: Eukaryota; Ciliophora; Oligohymenophorea; Peniculida; Parameciidae. The record is from the annotation of a GenBank genome assembly.
AUGGGUUUGUGUAGUUCAAAUGUUCGUUAGAAGGGUUAAAAGAAUUCUGAAAUAAGGUAAUUCAGUUAAUAGGAGAUUGGUAAUUUUUACAAAUUGGGAUAAGUAAUUGGUCGAGGCAAUUUUGCAACAGUUUAAAUUGGCUACAAGAUAGAUUAAGAAAAGAAUGGAUUGAAAGGAAAGUGUUAUGCUAUAAAAUGUAUAGAUAAGUAGAGGAUAAGUUUUGAACACAUCUAAAGAGAAUUGGAGAUUUUAUCAAGACUUGAUCAUCCAAAUAUUAUAAGAGUUUAUGAAGAAUAUGAAGAUGUAAAUCAUUUUUAUUUUGUGAUGGAGUACUGUAAGGGAGGAGAACUGUUUCAAAAGAUUAAAAACAAUGGAAUAUUAAAUGAAAGGAAUACUUAAAUAAUAAUGAGAUAAUUGUUUUCUGCAGUGAGAUAUUUACAUGAGAGAGGAAUAAUUCACAGAGACUUGAAGCCAGAGAAUUUGAUGUUAGUAUCGGCAGAUGGAGAAUUUGAUAUAAGAAUAAUAGAUUUUGGAUUAAGUAAAAGAGAGUAAGUUAUAAAAAAGCCAUAGUAAUUAAGAUCAAAAUGUAGACAUUAAACAAAGGUUGGAACUCCAAUUUAUGUAGCUCCAGAAGUGUUGAAAGGAAUUUAUUCUGAAACAUGUGAUGAAUGGUCAUUAGGUUGCAUAAUGUAUGUAUUGCUUUUUGGACAACCUCCGUUUAGUGGGUAAAAUAUUCAUUAAUUGGAAUAAUAAAUAAACAAACCUAAUUUAAAUUUCAAGCACAAUAUUUCAAUAGAAUGCCAAGAUCUAAUUAGAAAAUUAUUACAACCUAAUCCCAAUAAGAGAAUAACUUGUUUGUAAGCAUUGAAACAUCCUUGGAUGAUACGAGAUACUAAUUAAUUUAGGUUGCUAACUACUAUGUAAAGUGAGGAUAACAGUUUAGAAAUAGAAAGAAUUAUUGAAUUACUUAGACAAUAUGGUGAAUGUACUUAAUUCAAAAAAGAAUCACUGAAAAUUUUAUUAUCUUAAAUUACAGAUUUGUAAUACAAACAUUUAAAAUUGAAAUUUGAAGAAUUAGAUAGAGAUAAUUGUGGAACCAUUAAGGAAUUAGAAUUAUAAGAAUUUUUGGAUCAAUAAGGGAAGAGUAAAUUAUUGAAAUAAUUGUCGAUGAAUAAGUUUAGCUAAAAUGAUUAGGGAUUUUAUAUUUCAUACACAGAUUUUAUGGCAGCUUUAUUAAAUUAGCCAUUUUAUUUAACUUAAGAUAGAUUGGAAAAUUUAUUCAAUUGGUAUGAUAUAAAACAUAGGUAAUAUAUAUCCAAAAAUGAUUAUGGAAUAGCAAUGAAUAGAAGAGGUGUAGUUAUUAAUUAAGACAAGAUUGAGGCUAUAUUUGGUGAGUUGAAUUUGACUUUGAUAAGAUAUGAGCAGUUUAAACAAUAAAUCAUUAUGAAUUCAGUUAAAUAGAUUAAUAGGAGCACAAUAGAAACCAAAUAAAUAAAUGGAUUAAAAGCUGUGAAGAUAGAACCAUGCAUUGGAGAUUAUUGUAAAUUUUUAUGA